Messenger RNA from Puccinia graminis f. sp. tritici CRL 75-36-700-3, 1213 nucleotides. RefSeq lists its product as uncharacterized. Lineage: Eukaryota; Fungi; Basidiomycota; Pucciniomycetes; Pucciniales; Pucciniaceae. The coding region runs from base 1 to 819 and encodes 272 amino acids. The record is from RefSeq and is a predicted model, not a curated record. The transcript has 2 exons.
AUGGAUAACCCUCGCAACGAGGUCUCGAAGGCUCGUAAGGAAGAUCUCCUUGCAAGAACGAUGAAACGACUUGAUGCUCGUCAACAAGGGCCAUCCCAGGGCCGGUCCCAAAGGGCCCGUGGUACUUCACCCAAUGGAAGCGACGAGGUAUUUAUCCAUUUGUCAGACUGUUUUGAUAAUAUCAGGCUGAUCCAUGGCCGAUGCUCUGAGCAGGAAGACUCCAGUGGGCCUGAAUUUGAGGACCUCGAGGUGUAUUCCGACCAGAUUUUCGAAAAAUAUCCGAUGAACACCAAAUAUAAUCGACAUUAUCCGGUGUAUCUUGAUCCUACCAAUCCUGAUCGUUACAUUCUCCUUACUUCAGGUAAUGUUGACAUAUGGGCAAAAGAUCUGUGUUCCCGUGUACCUGGUGUUAGCCUGGUCUCACCUCCUAGUUCAAUCAAGUACCAAAGCCGCAAGCAGACCGAGAAAGAAAAGGCACCAUCAACGGUCGAAUCUUCAAGCACUGCCUCUCUUGUAGAGUUGACCAAGUGGCUCAUCGAACAAAAAAAUGGCAUGCCUCGAUCUUCCCCACCAUCUUCAGUAUGCGGUGAUACAACCACAACCGUCGAUAUAGGUGACUACUUAAACUUUGUGUGCAUUGCUCCUAACAAGCGCGAAGGGAUACGCAACACCUUACUUCACAACGACAUCGACUGUUACAAGAUGUUCAAAAAUCUCGUGGUGGAUGAUUUGAAGGCCCUUGGUUUCAAUGUAGGUAUCAUAACCAAGCUCCGAAGCAAUGUUACUAGAUACCGAGCUCAUUUAGCCAGGUCUGGCUAAAUCAACCCAUCCGGUCUUCAAUCUCUUGUCUCGUUCUUCCAUCCCUUGGCUUGGUCUGCUGUCUGCUGUCUGCUAUCUAUCUCCCAUCUGUAGUCUCGGUCUCGGUCUUCUGUCUUCUGUCUGCUGUCUGCUGUCUGCAAUAUCCCAUAUCGUCUCGGUCUUCCAUCUCAUGUCUCAGUCUGCUGUCUGUUGUAUUGGUAUGCUAUCUUUCACCUCUUGUCUUGGUCUGUGUCUUGGUCUGCUGUCUGCUGUCUCGGUCUGUUUUCCACUGUCUCCGUAUCUUGUCUGCUGUCUGCUGUAUGUUGUAUUGGUCUGCUAUCUCCCAUCUCUCUCGGUCUGCUCUCUGCCAUCCCUUGUCUCACUCUGCUGUCUGAUGUCCCUUGUGCCACUCUGC